GUCAGUGCGGCUCUAGCUGUUGUGGGAGGAGGGUGUUUCGCUGAACUCCUCAAGAAUCCUACGUCAUCUGUCGACGCAUCCUUCACGGCUGGCUGGUACUGACUGUCGAAGGUGAAUCUGAAAGAGUAACGCGGAAAGUUGGCAAGAGGGCCCUCCACUGCCGCUCUUAGAAGGAAAGCGAACCCGUGACUUGUUUGACGAGUCAACACCUGAAUCAUCCCGCCGCUGGGGACAAGCGGCUCUUAUAAGAAGGUGGCCCGGGGACACCAGUCAGCAGAGAAAAGACUGUAGCAGCAGGUGCGGCUUUCCUUGGGACGGGUGUGCUGGCAUAAUAAGCAGGCAGUCAUGAGAUCGUCGGCUGCGAUGCCCCGCAGAAAGAAGCCACAGGCCUCAGCGGUAGUGGUGCUGAGGAAAUACCGGCGGCUCAGGCGUAGACGCCGCCGCUCGCUCCGCCAUGAGUACCACAAGCUGCGCUCCUUGCUGCCGGGCGCUCCCAGGUCGCCUCAGCUGCGCCGCAAGGUUGGCGUGGUGGAUGCAGCCUACCAUUACAUUUGUCAGCUCCAGUCAGCGUUGCUCGCCAAGUUUUCAGCCAGAGGCGUUCCAGCUGACCUAGCAGGUGUGGUGGGCGGCAAGGUGUCGACAGCGUCGGACGUGCGAGCCCUUGCGAUACACCUCAUCCAUUCCACCAACAUGGCCCCUUCAUUCAUGACGCCAUCGGCCUCCCGCGGAUUUUCUCCCUUUCGGCACACUUCCAGCGCAUCUUCCCAGUCUACAUCUUCACUUUCUUCUCGGAUCUCCACAUCGCAGCACUUGGCAAGGAAAUCGAACUUUAAGAAAUAAACAUCAAAAAAGAGACUCUAGCUGAUGGAAUUCGAGCAACAUUAAGCAUGAGGCUGAAGGCGAAAGGGACCGCAUGGUUUUCCUCCCCGCCACGCGUAACUGUAGGUUAUGUUGCUCUCCGAGAGUGGUUUCCCUAAAUGAAAUACCGAUAUUCCAUAAGCAUAUGUGUAGGCUCUUAGGUUCUCUUAUGAUAAUGUUCUUUUACGGAAACCCACACAAGCUUUCAAGUGUCGAUGAAAUAUGGAAAAAAAUAUAAUUGAUCUUCAGUGAACCUUCGAAAAGUUUCGCACGAAUACAAGGACCGUGUGAAAUGUGACGGUAUUCCAGGGCUGAGUGGACUGCCAGGAAUAACUACUGUAAGCUGCUGGUGUACACCAGCACAUUACUGUGUAGUGUAUUUCCACGGCACAUGUCAAAACAGUACAGCUAAACAGGAGCGUCAAGUUCAUUGCUACAGUGAUGCCUUCAAGCCACUACACUCCAGCGGCCGCGCGGGUGGACAUAGUGUAAGAAGGGCAGCCGUGAGGCGCGGCGCGGGACGGGUAGUGUGCGGCAACUGUGAUAUUAGUAUAGUUAGGAGCGCUUAGUGUUACCAGAGAAGCUUUAAUGUGAAAAUCAACCGUUCACGGCCUUUCGAAACACCUGCGGAGUUACUACGCGUGGUUGAGCGGCAUGGCAGGGAUAGAGGGUUAAUAAAAUAAAUUUAAAAAAUCA
This is a messenger RNA of Portunus trituberculatus (swimming crab), 1554 nucleotides long. RefSeq lists its product as uncharacterized. Gene Ontology annotation, molecular function: protein dimerization activity. NCBI's taxonomy places the organism in Eukaryota, Metazoa, Arthropoda, Malacostraca, Decapoda, Portunidae. The transcript has 5 exons. The record is from RefSeq and is a predicted model, not a curated record. Bases 346 to 840 code for a protein of 164 amino acids.